AAAGAAAGAGAAGUUUUUUCCAUGCUCAGUGUAAAACUAUGUUAAACCGUGUAGUACACAACCAGUUGUGUUUGCGUGCCAAUCAUCUCGCACAGAAUGACAGAAUUAAUAUCAGAAACAUUUUUCCGUCGGUUCUCACUUCUCAGAUCCGGAAACAUCCAAAAACGCGGCUCUUGACUGAUUCACAGGGCCUGUUCCUCAACGUGGCUGCAUCUCAUGCUUAACAUAAUCUGCUGCUCCGUUAGAUUCUUAGCUGUGUCCGUGAGACAGCAGCUAGCCCAUAAACAGGGGAAGAAAUCAGAUUCUGCCCAUUUUAUUUGCAUUCCCCAGCAAAAACAGGGUGCCACGGCAACUACCGACGAUGCCUUUGCCCCCCUUGCCUCUCGGAAAAUCUAAGAAAAUUAUUAUUAUUAUAAAAUGAAACAGGGUUAAAAAGUCGAAGUUUCAUAUCCUAUUCUAUUCGAGGAACAGUUCGACUUUUCUGAUGUAUUUUCUCUAGAUGACAUGGAGAAUGCGUGUAUAGAUGGUGUCCUAGCUUGCCACAUCCUCACAAUGAAAACUAAUUACCAAGUACCCCAUCCGUUUUCAAAUUACAAAGCCUCUUUCGUUUCAUUAGGGCAAAAAACACUUGACCGGGAGUUACUCUGUUUUCUUUUUUUUUUAAUAACACAAGUAUACCAUGUUAUUUGGCGUAUAACUGAAGUUCUCGGUAUGAAUUCUGAUUACAGUUAACGGUGCUAGUUUUCUAGGUACUGUGAUGAAAAUUUGGAAUACAGCUUCCCGUGUUUAGAUCCACUGAAACAGGCACUACUCUUUACAAAUAUUUUUCUUCAGGUCAAAAGACUAGCUAGCGACAUGUUCUGAUCCUUCCGGCCAUAUCUAAGAGAAGGGUUAACCUAGUUAUUAUUUUAAUAUUAGAGGAUGGGGGGUGCAAUCAUAGAAACUUACUCUUCUGGUUUCUUUAUUCCAUUCCCUGCUGCCAACGAUAUAAGUCCCAACAGAUGCAGUCCUCCCGUGGAUGUUGCUCAUGUCAUAAUAGAGGGGAGGAUGGGAGGUGGUGGGACCGUUGCAUACUCCAAGUAAUUCCAUUGGUGCAUCCAAGAAGAGUAUCAACACCAUCAUCUUCUACCUUUAGAGGGUUCGUUCUUGUUCACAUCUACCAAUGGCGUACAAGAUGAAAGGCGUAUUCAAGGGCCUCAAGGUCAUUUCUCAGAUCUUCGUGGUCAAGGAGCAUCAGAUGGAGAUCGGUCAUCCCACUGAUGUGAAACAUGUUGCGCACAUAGGUUGGGACAGCCCAACAGGGAGAACAGCUUCUCCUAGCUGGAUGAAUGACAUGAAUGGGUCACCGGACUUCUCGUCACUGAGCAGCAUUGGACCGUCGGCACGAACCUCCUGGGCUUCUCAAGAUUUUGAGGAGCCUCGUGAUAUAUCACCCUUCGGCAUUUUCCCGGAAAAUCCCAAUCAAGAAGCAACCCCAUACCCUGACAUACCAAAGCCACCCAGGAAAUCAAGGAAGAAAUCCAAGACUGGUUCUCCGAGGGCAUCCGCGAGAUCCUCAAGGUCAUCAAGAUCAAGGUCCAAAAGCUCAUUUUCAUCUACCGCUAACACUAUUGGUGCCAAUGACAAGCAACCUGAAAUCCAGACUGUAUAGACCAUUUUGUUCAGAUGAGCUUUGGCGAAGGUAAAGUAGGACGUCAGGGUUCUGACUUCUGAGACUAAAACUAUCCUCCCGUAUUCCAUUGAGAUUGAAACAAGACUGAUUCUUUUUAACUCUUUAUGUUAAGUGGGUGAUUAUAAGUAUGAAUUGUUUUAUUCUUUCCAA
Panicum virgatum (switchgrass) is the source of this 1822-nucleotide messenger RNA. RefSeq names its product CRIB domain-containing protein RIC10-like. NCBI's taxonomy places the organism in Eukaryota, Viridiplantae, Streptophyta, Magnoliopsida, Poales, Poaceae. The coding region runs from base 1163 to 1651 and encodes 162 amino acids. The record is from RefSeq and is a predicted model, not a curated record. The transcript has 5 exons.